Molecule: messenger RNA, 9538 nt
Organism: Melospiza georgiana
Lineage: Eukaryota; Metazoa; Chordata; Aves; Passeriformes; Passerellidae
Gene: ABCG1
Product: ATP binding cassette subfamily G member 1
Exons: 15
Coding region: 203-2137 (644 amino acids)
Biological process (GO): transmembrane transport; cholesterol homeostasis
Cellular component (GO): plasma membrane
Molecular function (GO): ABC-type sterol transporter activity; ATP hydrolysis activity; ATP binding
Source: RefSeq, a predicted model, not a curated record
UUUGCGGAGGGACCGUAACCUUUGCAUAACACCCGGGGCCGGCGGGGGACGGAGCGGGCACAGCCCGCCGGACCGUCCUGCCCCUGCCACCGGCCGGGCUCCGGGAGCGGCCCGGCUCCUCAGCGGCUGCACCAAACUCCAUGGGAAAUAGCCCAAAGUGCCCCAAAGCCGCGGAGAGGGUGGCAGCAGCUCUGGUUGCACCAUGGCCGAGCCCAAGUGUGUGUGUGUUUCUGUGGACGAGGUGGUCUCCAACGGCACCGACACCCAGGACAUCCACCUCAUCAAUGGACACUUGAAAAAAGUGGACAAUGCUCUGACAGAAGCUCACAGGUUCUCCUACCUGCCCCGCAGGCCUGCUGUGAACAUUGAGUUCAAAGAACUGUCCUACUCCAUCCAGGAAGGGCCGUGGUGGAGAAAGAAAGGUUAUAAGACCCUUUUGAAAGGAAUUUCAGGGAAGUUCAGCAGUGGAGAACUCGUUGCAAUUAUGGGACCUUCAGGAGCUGGGAAGUCAACACUGAUGAAUAUUCUGGCAGGAUACAGAGAGACGGGGAUGAAAGGAGAAAUCCUCAUCAACGGGCAGCCGCGCGACCUGCGCUCCUUCCGCAAGGUCUCCUGCUACAUCAUGCAGGAUGACAUGCUCCUUCCUCACCUCACUGUCCAGGAGGCCAUGAUGGUAUCUGCUCAUCUGAAACUUCAAGAGAAAGAUGAAGGGAGGAGAGAAAUGGUGAAGGAAAUCCUGACAGCCCUUGGUUUGCUGACCUGUGCCAACACGAGGACUGGGAGCCUCUCUGGGGGCCAGAGGAAACGCCUGGCCAUUGCUCUGGAGCUGGUGAACAACCCCCCUGUCAUGUUCUUUGAUGAACCCACCAGUGGCUUGGACAGUGCAUCAUGUUUUCAGGUGGUCUCUCUGAUGAAGGCUUUGGCCCAGGGUGGCAGAUCCAUCAUCUGCACGAUUCACCAGCCCAGUGCAAAGCUGUUUGAGCUCUUUGACCAGCUCUAUGUUCUAAGUCAAGGUCAGUGCAUUUACCGUGGGAAGGUAACAAACCUUGUCCCUUACUUGAGAGAUUUGGGGCUGAAUUGUCCAACCUACCACAACCCAGCAGAUUUUGUGAUGGAGGUGGCCUCGGGCGAGUACGGGGACCAGAGCAGCCGCCUGGUCAGGGCGGUCAGGGAGAGGAUUUGUGACUCCGACUACAAGAGAGACGUGCCUGGGGAGCACGAGCUGAACCCCUUCCUGUGGCACCGGCCCUCUGAGGAGGACUCCUCCUCCACGGAAGGCUGCCACAGCUUCUCUGCCAGCUGCCUCACCCAGUUCUGCAUCCUCUUCAAAAGGACUUUCCUCACCAUCAUGAGGGACUCGGUCCUGACACACCUGAGGAUCACCUCGCACAUUGGCAUUGGGCUGCUCAUCGGAUUGCUCUACUUGGGCAUUGGCAAUGAGGCCAAGAAAGUCCUCAGCAACUCGGGGUUCCUCUUUUUCUCCAUGCUGUUCCUCAUGUUUGCUGCUCUCAUGCCCACUGUCCUCACCUUUCCCCUUGAGAUGGGAGUAUUUCUCAGAGAGCAUCUGAACUACUGGUACAGCCUGAAAGCCUAUUACCUGGCCAAGACCAUGGCUGAUGUUCCUUUCCAGAUCAUGUUCCCCGUGGCCUACUGCAGCAUCGUGUACUGGAUGACCUCCCAGCCCUCGGACGCGCUGCGCUUCGUGCUCUUCGCCGCCCUGGGCACCAUGACGUCCCUGGUGGCUCAGUCCCUGGGCCUGCUCAUAGGGGCAGCCUCCACGUCCCUGCAGGUGGCAACCUUUGUGGGCCCAGUUACUGCCAUCCCAGUCCUGCUGUUCUCUGGGUUUUUUGUCAGCUUUGACACCAUCCCAACAUACCUCCAGUGGAUGUCCUACAUUUCCUAUGUCAGAUACGGGUUCGAAGGCGUCAUCCUCUCCAUCUACGGACUGGACCGAGAAGAUCUGCACUGUGACAAAGAUGACACCUGCCACUUCCAAAAAUCAGAGGCCAUCCUGAAAGAACUGGACGUAGAAAAUGCCAAACUUUACCUGGACUUCAUCGUUCUUGGGAUUUUCUUCUUCUCCCUGCGCCUGAUUGCCUAUUUUGUGCUCAGAUACAAAAUCCGAGCGGAGAGGUAAAGGAGGAGCAGCUGAACCGAGGCAGUAGGAGAACUUUAGACAUCAAAUAGAGGGCACUUGACAUUGUCUCACUGUGUCAGGCUGGUCCCCAGGCUGGGGACAGCCAGAUGCUGUCCUGACCGAGCCCACGGAGAGCCACAAUGGGAUAGUGGACAUCCAGUGUUAAGCCAAUCAGUCCAGUUGGGUUGGGUCAUGUUUUCAUUACACUUUCUAGCUUUAACUAGGAAGAAGAACUAUAGAAGGGAAUUUUACACCACAGGAUAUCAAUGCAGAGGCAGUGUAACUGUCACAAGAAACCUGGCUGCAGGAGCUUUCCUUAUGAAAACCAAUUUUGGGAUAAGGUCUCCAGGAUCCUGGUGGCCAGAAUAGUGUCAUGUCAUCUCUAGUUGACAAGGUAGUGAGAUGCAAAAUGAGAAAUGCAAAGAAAAUAAGAUUAUCUCAUCUUUUUAAAUUUCAUCUUUGCAGUUUUCUAUGUAUUAUUUUGCAAUUCUUUUCCACAGAAUUACCCCCUUCUAGCUAAAAGUCUGUAAAUGUAUUAAUAAGGUAAAGAUAUCUUUUUAAUAUGGAUACUUUUUUAAAAAGAAACCUAAAGCGAUUCAAGUAAUUAUUUUUGUUUCUGUCUGAAUUUAGAAUUCUGGUGCUUUACUUGUCGAGCUGGUCUCAUAUCUGAAAACUGUAAUGAUAGGAAGAAAAGGCAGAUUCUGAAUCUGCAUUAACCUGUGGUCCCAAUUGGAAGCAGCACUGGAUAGCACAUGCAGUUAGACAUGGUCAAGCUGCCACUGAAUGGUUGAAAAAAAUAUUCUUUUGCAGUGUCUUUAAAUCCUUAGUAUUUGUGAUAUUUUGGGAUACUAGCUCUGUUCAUUAUCUGUUUGAUCUACCUCCUGCCACUGAAAAAAAAAAUCAAAGCACUCCAAGGCUUAUUUUUAAUGAAAUUGUGCAAGCAGGAUCUGUCCCUAAAGUGAUUGUUAAAGGAGUGCAAGAGCUGUCCACAGAUCAAAGCUUGGGCUGCUGUGUUGAAACACCUGUGGCUGGCUCAUCCAGAGUUGUUCAUUGCAUCUGCAACACCCUCUGUGUGGGACCCUCCCAAAAACACACAGAUGACCCUGAAACGCUGCAGCUCUCAUUGUGCCAGGCAGUUUUGUCCUCAUCCCUAGGUCUCCAGGCACAGCAUGAGAAUCAAUUGCUCUGAACACCAAUGAAAAUGUUAUUUUGGGUAUCUCACCUCUGUGAAUUUGGCAGGGGCAAUUCUGGUUCCAAGCUGAUGUGAAUUUUCAUGAGUUUGAUUUUUUUUGGGUUUCAUUUUUUCCAUCAAAAUGAAUCCACCAUCCUCAUGCCGGACACCUUGGUGAGCUUUUGUGCAAAUAGCAGGGCUUUCUGCCACAACUGUGAAUUUACCUGGGUGUCCCAGAGGCCUGAAUGCUCUGUAAAUGCAUUAUUCCCAUCAGGAUGCUGAACUCUUGCAGGUUGGAGGCAGCCCAAUGUCAGCCAACCCUUGAGGAGCUCAUGGCAGCAGGGUAGAUAAGAGGGACCUGGUGCAUCUUCUGGCUCCCAGCAGUCCAAAAUCCACAAACUUUUCCAAGACUCCGUGGCUGUGUCUAUCCUAGUGAAAUAAAUAGGCUGCUGUGUUAAAACACCUGUGGCUGCUUCAUCCAGAGGUGUUCAUUGCAUCUGCAACACCCUCUGUGUGGGACCCUCCCAAAAACACACAAAUGACCCUGAAACGCUGCAGCUCUCAUUGUGCCAGGCAGUUCUGUCCUCAUCCCUAAGUCUCCAUGCACAGCAUGAGAAUCAAUUGCUCUGAACACCAAAGAAAAUGUUAUUUUGGGUAUCUCACCUCUGUGAAUUUGGCAGGGGCAAUUCUGGUUCCAAGCUGAUGUGAGUUUUCAUGGGUUUGGAUUUUCAGCCUAAAAUGAACCCACGGUGCUCAUGUUGGACACUUUGGUGAGCUUUUGUGCAAAUUGCAGAGCUUUCUGCCAGAACUGUGAAUUUAUCUGGGUGUCCCAGACCCCUGAGUGAGGCCUGAAUGCUCUGUAAAUGCAUUAUUCCCAUCAGGAUGCUGAACUCUUGCAGGCUGGAGGCAGCUCAGUGUCAGCAAAGCCUUGAGGAGCUCAUGGCAGCAGGGUAGAUAAGAGGGUCCUGGUGCAUCUUCUGGCCCCCAGCAUUCAAAAAUCCACAAACUUUUCCAAGACUCUGUGGCUGUGUCUAUCCUCAUGAAAUAAAUAGUGCCAGGCCCAGCUCUGUUAGUCCUCAAACAGCUGGGGUUAACAGGAAUGGGCCCUGCACUGACUUUUACACAGCCCAAACACUGUCUGCAAAAGCUCUGGCUCUGCUGGGCUGCAGCUUUCCCAUUUAGCAGGGAAGAAAAUUGUUUCCCAGUUUUCCUGGCCCAUGUCCAGGCUCUGUUUGAUUUACCAAUACAGACACAGACUGCAUGUAUCUGUUAAACUCAGGACAUCUGAACCAAGCCUGGGGUCUGGAAGGCUUUAAAUCAAGUCCCAUGUUUUUAGGAAGGCUGGCUGAAAUUUCCCUGAAAAUAAGGUUUUCCUGUGAAAGCAAAAUCAAUCUUUACUGUUGAAAAAAAAAACCCAAAUUCCUUGUAUAAUUUGGGCCUCUUUGCAUAAUUUUUUUUGCUGUUCUUUCUCUAAAAGCUUUUGUACAGCUCUGCAGCUUUUCCAGACAUAAUCACGAGCAGGUACAAGCCUAUAUGGCUGUCAGAUUUGAGAAAUAAAGAAUUUGAGCUAUUCCAAAUAAUACUCAUAGCUGUGAGCAGUUUUUAAACAAGGCACAGGCUGAAAUCCCUUUAGCACAACGUGCCUUGGUUAUUUCAAGACUCUCAGCAUAUUUGUGACUGUGACAGGCAGUUCAAACACUUUUUGCAAGCAGACAAAGACAUUUGCCAAAUUCCUCUUGGCUUACAGACUUGUGCUCCAAGCUGAGGUCGAAGAGUGUGACAUCCCUGGCACUGAGCACCUUCAGGGUUGAUGUUUUUUGUGUUUACCAGCUCCAUUUACCAAAUACACCCUGACAAUCCCUGCAGUGCUCCAGAUGAGGUGACUUUGCUCCAUUCCCACACUGACAUCUUGCAGGAUGCUGCUCUCUCCCAUCUAGACCAGUUUUAGCUGUAUGAAUUCCUUGGAUGCUGUCUUGUUGUCUGUGCCUGUUCCUCUGGUUUCAGACUGUCUCAUUUUAUGUUUUUAGCCUCCAGCAUGUCCUCCUGUACUAUAAAUUUGUGUUGUGUUACGGCAGCCAAAAAUCUGGUCCUCCACGGGUGUUCCUGAGAAAAUUCCUGCUCUGGGAAUAUUUUUGUCGCUCCUUUUAUUGUUAGAUAUGCUUUUUCCAGCCUUCAGCUGGCAGCAUUUAGAUGGAAGUUACUAUUCUUAGAAAUGCUUUCAGGCUGUAGUAUCCCAGUAAAGAAGUAAUUCUCUGGAGACUCAGUGAUACACAUAGAUGAGAUAAUUUUUUCUCUCCCUCACUCACAAAUUAACUGAUGAUCUCUCUUUUAUCACUGCUUUGGGACAGAAGCAUUUAAAAUCCAUCCCAAUUAUGUCUUCAUCUACUGCAGAGAUUUUUAAUGUAGUCUCAGGUUGGCUUUUUUUCUCUUUGUUUGGAGAUAAAUUCUAACAGGCUGGUACAAAACACACCCCCAGGUUAAUGGGCUGAGCAGGUGCUCUUGUUGUUAGCAGCACUUAGGGAAGCUCUGGAGGCUUCACUUGGAAGAAUAACAAGGCCAGCAAGAUUCUGAAGGCUUCAAAUGCUCAAUUUUUCAAACCUUCAGUUUUAUAGCCAUAUAUAAAGAGCCAUAAACUCUCUGAAAUCAAUGCCACUAUUACCAUUUGAACCAGCCACAGCCUGGCUAAAGAUUGUAUAAGAGGCUAAAGGUUUCACUUGGAAACUGAAUGUAUGAUUUUUGUUGGGAUUGCAGGAAGACUUUAAUGUCCUGUUGGCCUCCUUACUCUAUUUUAACUUGUUUUGAGAUGUUGCUUUGCUUACUGUGUGCAUUAGUUAAGCCUCUAGGUCCUUCACACUUCUUUUUUUGUUUUUCUUCGUGGAAACUUGCAUAUGAUCUGAAAAACCCUGAAGGCUGUUAAAAAUAACUUGAGGCAUUAUUAUUUACAAUUAAAUAAAAGAUUUGGAAAGCAGAUCCUACUCUUAAAAAUCGAGAAGGUUCCAUUGUUGCAGAUCAAAAUCAGAGGCCAUCCUGAAAGAACUGGAUGUAGAAAAUGCCAAACUUUAUCUGGUCAAAGGGAGUGGAAGGACACUGGUGCUGAAAUCCUUCAGCUCUCAGAAUUUGGAGCACAAAGUACCUAUUUUAAUUAAAAGAGGGGAAUAUGUGCACAUGUACCAGGGAGAGCUGGUUAUGUAAGUGGGAGAUAAUGAACCUGAGUCCAAGAACUGGAUGUCUCAGGUGAUUGGCAGUUCUGUCCACACUUCUGUGGCAAACUCUGUGUUCUCAGCAGGAAGGAAUGUUUUAUUAAUCACUUGUUUCUGUCAGGAAGUGUGGUACAUCCUGACCUGUGCCACCCCAGUGAUCCUCACAGAGGUGACCUAUUUACACAGUGCUGGCUGGAUUUUGGGGUUCUGAGAAUUGGGGAAGGCCAGCAAAGCUGAUAUCCUGGUGGGAAUCUGUUAUACAGACCACCCAGCCAGGAUGGAGAGGUAGAUGAAAUGUUCCAUGAGAAGUCUUUUGAUCAAUGCCCCUUUUCCUGUGGGAGACUUUAACUUGCCAAAUGUCUGCUGGAAACACAGCACAGCAGAGAGGAAAAAAAUCCAGGAGGUUCCUGGGUUGUGUGGGAGGUAAUUCCUCACCCUGAUGAGGGAACCAGGCCCUGGUGAUGCCCCUCUGGCCCUGUGGGUGAGCAGAGAAGGGCUGGUGGGUUGUUGGAGGUGCUUUUGGGCACAGUGAACAUGAAGUGAGAGGUUUUGGUUCUUGGGGAGAGGUUUUGAGGUGAGAGGUUCUGGUUCUUGGGGAGAGGUUUUUAGGUGAGAGGUUCUGGUUCUUAGGGAGAGGCUUUUAGGUGAGAGGUUCUGGUUCCUGGGGAGAUGGAGGGGUGGCAGCAGAACUUUGCAGGGCAGACUGUGCUUGAGAGCUGGGCUGGCAGAGCCCCUUGGGAGGCAGCCCUGAAGGGCUGAGAGGUCCAGGCAGACACAGAGAUUCUUAAGGAGGAAUCCUAAAGGCACAGCAGGAGCAGGCCAUCCAUGCCCAUGUGCUAAAGGACAUCCAGAGGGGCAGAAGGCCUGGCCUGGCUGAGCAUGGAGCUUUGGCUGGAGCUCAGGGAACAAAACAGGGUGUGUGACCUUUGGAAGAAAGGGCAGGCAGCCCAGCAGGGCUACAGGGACACUGUGAGGUUAUUCAAGGAGAAAUUAGAAGGGCCCAAGCCCAACUAGAACUUAAUCUGGCUACUGCUGCAAAAGACAGUAAAAAAUAUUUCUGUGAAUACAGCACUAAGGAGAGUCUCCAUCCUUCCUUGGAUUUCCUUUAUUUCCUACCAGAACAGCCCCACGGGGUGCAGCUGCUCAGGAAUUUCUGUGUGCACAUCCAUUUAUAAUGCAUGAUCAUGUGAGAAGCUGUUGGGAGCUUGAAGCAGGCAGAAAAUGACACCUGUGUCAUGUCCUGUGUGACAGCUUGUGGCAGGCUGGUCACUGCAGUGCCACACAGCUCUGGGGAGUGCAUUCAGAGAGUGCUGAGUGCCUCUGGAGCCCGUCAGGAGCUCUGCCAUUUGGGAAUAGGGGCAGUGGCAUUUCCAGGGAUCGACUCCUGCUGCCCUCCUCCCAAAUUCCUGUUCCCAUAACCCACAGAGGGGUUGGUGUGGGGGAUCCCACUGAGUGAUUUCUGUCAGCCCACAUAGCACUCUUCAUAUCACAUGUCUAAAAGUUUCAGUUUUGAGCCUGCAAACAUGGCAAGUUUCAUUUUAAUUCUGUUUAAUGCUUUAUUUCUGUGUCUGUACGUAUUUCACCUAGAGUUUCUGAAGGAGUAAUUGUACUGUAGAGCACAAAAUUUAGCUGCAGUCUUUUUGUUAUUUUGAAAUCUUACUAAGAAUGAUAAUUUUAUGCAGUUGUCAGCUGUAGAAUCUCUUUCUUUAAGAGAUUUAGACCAGCCAGGAUGUGUCUCCUGUGGCACAAAACGUGGCCGUGGCUCAGCCUGCAUUCUCUGCACUGGCUGUGCCUUCAGGACACAUCCAGUUUUUCCUGGUUCUUUUUCUUUUGUUUUUUUUUUUCCCCCUGGGGGCUCCCAUGCAGCUCAGCCCAUUCCCAUCAAUGGCUUUUGUCCCUUUUUUCUGGCUGUUCAUGGCUGCUGUCCAGUGGGGUGUGAGAAUGAGCUGCUUGGGGAGAGCACAGGGUGGGUAAAGGUGGAGGAUUUUGAAGCAUCCUUGAGCUACCCCAACGUGCUGGAUCUCUGUGUGUGCUUCACUCAAAAAAAUUAAAAAAUGUCUUUUUCAGCAGAUUGCAAGGCAACAUGGAGGCUUCUGCUUUUAAAGGUUGAUGGGGUUUUAUACUUCAGUGGCAUCUGUGAUGUCUCUUUUUUGACCCUGUUGUAGCAUAUUUUAGUGGCCCAUUUAAGGUAAUCAUUAUGCAAACUCCUGUUACUUCCAGAAACAAACUUUCCUGGCCUCAGCGAUAAUUAUACCAACUUUCCAAAUGUGAAUUAGUUGUUGAACAGUUUUUUUUUUUUAAACAUGGAAAAAAUUCUCCUAAAUUAUGGCAAAAGAAAAUUAAAUUUGAGACAAUUACACUGAUAAACUUAAAAGAAGAAGAUAACAAGUCCUGCAGUGGGGCCAAGCCUUCACCUGUGUCAGUGAAGAUUUAUCAAAUACCUUUUCUGAGUCAGCUGACCUUAUUGUGAGAUCCUGCCCUUGAACCUGUUACUGAAUUAUUUAACAUUUGGUUCUUUUGUUUUUCAAAGCAAGAGUCAAUGCAAGGUAUGAUUUUAAAAUCAGCGUGCUAAAGUGUGCAUAUUCUGAAUAUCUAAUAUGUCAUUGUUGUCUCUUGUUUCUGUAAUGCAUUUGCAUUACUAUGAAUCAAUUUUAUUCUGCUUCUCUAGAGACUAUUGCUGCCUGCACGCUGUGAUAUAUUUGCACUGUUGUAGAUAUAUAUAUACAGAUAUUGUAAUUAUAUUAUACAAACCAUGUCUUUUUCAGGUUGCUUGUUACCUUUGUAGUUUAUGCUUCCUGGUACAGUGGACCUGAGUAAAAAUGUGGGAUGUGGGGCAUUCUGAUGAUAUAUUACAGUAAUAGAGAAAUCUUUGUAUAUUUCUGUAUACUUAAUACCUGUAAGAAGAGAUUUGUAUGUGCAUUAUUUUCCAGACUUAGGGCUUUGUUUUCUGAGACUAGAGAACAUUUAUGAUAAUGUAACACACACACACACACAGAGAAAAAAAUCAAAUAAAGUGUUAUUAUUUUCAGA